GGAAGAGCCCUUACCUGAUGUUCACCAACCGCCAUGAGAUCUGCCGUAUAGACCUGAUAAAGAAAGACUACACCCAGGUGGUGCCCGCUCUGAAGAACGCUGUAGCCCUGGAUGUGGACGUCACCACCAACAAGAUGUACUGGUGUGACCUCUACCACCGCAAGAUCUACAGGUAACGCACACACACACACAUGGUGCACACGCACAAAUCUGCUGUGAGUGUGAAUAUGGUGCAGAGCCAUAUAUUUAGAGAGUUGGGACAUUGAGGUUUCUGAAUUAUGUUGAAUUAUGUUACAUGACACUACAACAUUCUAUGGCAGCCAUGUUAGCUCCCAAUUAACAUUACAUGGGGAAUAUUUAAACAAUGCUGUGUAACUGAAUGUCUAGAAUUAGAACAAUGUUCUAAAUUCGAAAAGUUGGCCGAACUCUGGUUAUGUGGAAAGGCGCUUAUCAGGCUGAAGUUACAGAGCCAUUCCUCUCUCCUCUCUCCUCUCUCUCUCCUCUCUGUCUUCUCUCUCUCUCCUCUCUCUCUCCUCUCUCCUCUAUGUCUUCUCUCUCUCUCCUCUCCCCUCCUCUCUCCCCUCUCCCCUCUCUCAUCUCUCCUCUCUCCACUCUCCUCUCCCCCUCUCUCCUCUCUCAUCUCUCCUCUCUCUCCUCUCUUGACUGACUGAGUGCAUGCUAAUGGCUACUGAAGACAGCACCUCACUACUGAUCUCCUUAGCACUUCUCCCCUCUGUAUGUGUACAGACAGAUCAUGACAGGCCCAUGAGUCACAGAUCUAUGUAUCCAGGGGCUUGUUAGGGUGCUAGAGGAAGCUACUGGACAUGCAAACAAGUACACAAACACACACUAGCUUCUAUUUCUGUCUGAGUAGACAAUGUGCUGAUGGUGAGAACAUUUCAGAACAUCAUAAUGAGAGAAGAAACUAUGUUUGUUCAUUUGUCACUCCCUCUCCACUGGGUUCUUUCCCUUCCACUCCUGUGUGUGUGUCUGCCGUGGUUCGAUACAUGGAGCCAACUCAGAACGCCCUGACCUGAUGGGACAAGUGGCCCGGCUUUGUCUUGAUUGUGUCCGAGAUGAGGAGGGAGGGAGGGAGGGGUCGAGAUAAGGCUCCAUCCAUCUCCCUAAGCUCAUCACUCUACAUCAGACCAGGGCCAUUUUCAAACCCAUUCACCCAGACCCUGGGCCAGCUAACACCUGGCUGCCUGUCAUCUCCUCUCUCUCUCUCUCUCUCAUUCUCUCUCACUCUCUCUCACUCUCUCUCUCUCUCUGUGUGUUGUUCGUUUUCCAUCAUGUCACACAUUAUGACGCUGAUGCCCGAAGCACACCUGGAAUGGAGAGAUGGAUGGUGCAUGAUGGGGCUGUUUGUCCUUCACACACAGAUAGUUAGAAAUCCACUAGUGUGUGUGUAUGACGAGCUUGCCACCCUCCCUUGGAGGCAGGGGCCAGGGUAAAUUAUCUCAGUUGGGCCAUAUGCUGCUUCUAAUUCCUCUCCCUGAAUAAUCACCCCAUUACUCAUCACAUACACACUCACACACAAACAAACACACACACACACACACACACACAUUCACACCCCAGGGCCCGAGGAGGAGAGAGGACACAAACACACUGAUUUGACAUUGAUAAGUACAGUCUUUAUACACUCUCCUUCAGAACUAGCAUAUAACCACAGACUAUGAGUUGGCCCUCACACCCACUGGCAGAGAACCUGUAUACUUCCUUAUGGGCUGGCACAGCAGCAAGUGCACAUAGACUCCAUCAUUAGUGUACCAGUAUCGUACACUUCUCACACGCUGGUCUGAAAUUGUCGUGUUGUAUACCUUAACCCCUGCUGUGCUAACAUUAGGCAACAGCCACACAGUAGGAUACCCACUGAGAUGCUAUGGAUAUUCCAAGUUCCAUGUUGUGUAGUCAUCACUUGUCACUCUGGAUGAUUUUCUGGGGAGGAGUGGUGAGGUGUUUCUUUAAAAAAUAUAUUUUAAAUAUUUUAUAAAUAAUACAAAACAUACACAUAGAAAUGACAACAUCAGAGUGGUGAGGUGUUUCUGUGGGGAGCCCCUCUGUGGGGAGCCCCUCUGUGGGGAGCCCCUCUGUGGUGAACCCCUCUGUGGUGAACCCCUCUGUGGGGAGCCCCUCUGUGGGGAGCCCCUCUGUGGUGAACCCUUCUGUGGGGAACCCCUCUGUGGUGAACCCCUCUGUGGGGAGCCCCUCUGUGGUGAACCCCUCUGUGUUAUCCUCCAUCCUCGUUAUCUUAGCGUUAAUUAAUAGUGGUUAGUGUGGUGGCGGGUCCAUGCAGCUCUGCUUACUUCCUGCUGUGAUUAAAACAUCUGAGAUCAACAAUAAAUAAUCAAUAAAUCAACAAUAACACAGCUAAUUAAUGAGACUGCCUCCCCUGUCUGUCCCCAUCCGUCUCUGUCUCGCUCGCUCUCUCUAUCUGUCUGUGUGUGUGUGUGUGUCUGCUGUCCCUGUCUCUCCUAUCCUUUUUAUUCAAUAAUUUUCCUCCUCCGCCUCCUCCUCUCCCUCCUCCCCCUACUCCUCCUCCUCCGCCUCCUCCUCUCUCUCCUCCUCCUCCUCCCCCUACUCCUCCUCCUCCUCCUACCCCUCCUCCUCUCCCUCCUCCUCCUACUCCUCCUCCUCCCCCUUCUCCUCUCCCUCCUCCUCCUCCUCCUCCCCAUCCUCCUCCUCCUUCCACUCUCCCAGCUUUUAGUUCCUCUAUCUCCCUGUUGUGUUAGGGUGUGAAUUGGGACAUUGCAUCUGGUUAAUAAAGCUCUCCUACAGGCCUAGCCAGGUAGUGGAGGAGUAAUGUUUCAUGGUGGAUCUGCUGUGUCUCCUCUCAGGUCAUCUCACCUCAGUUACUCAGACAAAUCCCCCUCUUUAAGAAAAGAGGCUGGCUGCUUUGUCUGCUGAUGAAAGGCGACAAGCCCAUUCUAAUAGCUAGUUUCUACAGGAAAUAGGAUUAGGGCAGGAGUUGUUAGAGAGUUGCCAGGUUAAGAUGUUCCUGUCUGGGUAUUCCUGUCUGGGCGACAACAGCCUAUCACAUGUAUUACUGACCAGGAGAGUCCCUCCCCCAUGGCGACAACAGCCUAUCAGAUGUAUUACUGGCCAGGGAGUCCCUCCCCCAAUUUCGACAACAGACUAUCAGAUGUAUUACUAACCAGGAGAGUCCCUCCCCCAAUGUCGACAACAGCCUAUCACAUGUAUUACUGACCAGGAGAGUCCCUCCCCCAUGGCGACAACAGCCUAUCAGAUGUAUUACUGACCAGGAGAGUCCCUCCCCCAAUGUCGACAACAGCCUAUCAGAUGUAUUACUGACCAGGAGAGUCCCUCCCCCAUGGCGACAACAGCCUAUCAGAUGUAUUACUGGCCAGGAGAGUCCCUCCCCCAAUGUCGACAACAGACUAUCAGAUGUAUUACUGACCAGGAGAGUCCCUCCCCCAGGGUGACAACAGCCUAUCAGAUGUAUUACUGACCAGGAGAGUCCCUCCCCCAAUGUCGACAACAGCCUAUCAGAUGUAUUACUGGCCAGGAGAGUCCCUCCCCCAAUGUCGACAACAGACUAUCAGAUGUAUUACUGACCAGGAGAGUCCCUCCCCCAGGGUGACAACAGCCUAUCAGAUGUAUUACUGACCAGUAGAGUCCCUCCCCCAGGGUGACAACAGCCUAUCAGAUGUAUUACUGACCAGGAGAGUCCCUCCCCCAAUGUCGACAACAGCCUAUCAGAUGUAUUACUGACCAGGAGAGUCCCUCCCCCAAUGUCGACAACAGCCUAUCAGAUGUAUUACUGGCCAGGAGAGUCCCUCCCCCAAUGUCGACAACAGCCUAUCAGAUGUAUUACUGACCAGGAGAGUCCCUCCCCCAUGGCGACAACAGCCUAUCAGAUGUAUUACUGGCCAGGAGAGUCACUCCCCCAAUGUCGACAACAGACUAUCAGAUGUAUUACUGACCAGGAGAGUCCCUCCCCCAAUGUCGACAACAGCCUAUCAGAUGUAUUACUGGCCAGGAGAGUCCCUCCCCCAGGGUGACAACAGCCUAUCAGAUGUAUUACUGACCAGGAGAGUCCCUCCCCCAAUGUCGACAACAGACUAUCAGAUGUAUUACUGACCAGGAGAGUCCCUCCCCCAAUGUCGACAACAGCCUAUCAGAUGUAUUACUGGCCAGGAGAGUCCCUCCCCCAAUGUCGACAACAGACUAUCAGAUGUAUUACUGACCAGGAGAGUCCCUCCCCCAGGUUGACAACAGCCUAUCAGGUGUAUUACUGACCAGGAGAGUCCCUCCCCCAGGGUGACAACAGCCUAUCAGAUGUAUUACUGACCAGGAGAGUCCCUCCCCCAGGGUGACAACAGCCUAUCAGAUGUAUUACUGACCAGGAGAGUCCCUCCCCCAUGGCGACAACAGCCUAUCAGAUGUAUUACUGGCCAGGAGAGUCCCUCCCCCAAUGUCGACAACAGCCUAUCAGAUGUAUUACUGGCCAGGAGAGUCCCUCCCCCAAUGUUGACAACAGACUAUCAGAUGUAUUACUGACCAGGAGAGUCCCUCCCCCAGGUUGACAACAGCCUAUCAGGUGUAUUACUGACCAGGAGAGUCCCUCCCCCAGGGUGACAACAGCCUAUCAGAUGUAUUACUGACCAGGAGAGUCCCUCCCCCAGGGUGACAACAGCCUAUCAGAUGUAUUACUGACCAGGAGAGUCCCUCCCCCAGGGUGACAACAGCCUAUCAGAUGUAUUACUGACCAGGAGAGUCCCUCCCCCAGGGUGACAACAGCCUAUCAGAUGUAUUACUGACCAGGAAAGUCCCUCCCCCAGGGUGACAACAGCCUAUCAGGUGUAUUACUGACCAGGAGAGUCCCUCCCCCAGGGUGACAACAGAUGGAUGCCUUAGCUCUUUAAGUCAGUUAAGCUCUUGUAUCUGACUUUUGGUCCUGUUCUAUGUAAUGUAUCAGUACAUUGUUUUGUAAUACAGAGUGGUCUGAUAUGGACUCUGACACCUGGAUGGGUCUGCAGUUGAUUGUUUCUGUUGUUCUCUUUGUGUGUCUUAAUAUACUGUCCAUGUGUAUGUAUAAGUAUGUGUUAUAAUAAUGUCAUAAUAACCUCUUCUUCUCUGUACUCCCCAGUGCGUACAUCAACAAGGCCAGUGAUUCGUCGGAGCAGGUGACUCUGAUCGAGACAGCUCUGACCUCUCCAGAGGGGCUGGCUGUUGACUGGGUCCAUAACAACAUCUACUGGACCGACUCCGGAGAUAAGACCAUCUCCGUCGCCACGGGAGAUGGCAAGAAGAGGAGGGUGCUGAUCGCCACCGAGCUGAGCGAACCACGGGCCAUCGCUGUGGACCCCCGACAAGGGUGAGAGGGGGCUGGAUCGGAGGGAGGGAUGGGAUUGGGGAGUUAGGGGGGAGGUUGGUGUAGAGUUGGGGUUAGUGUUGAGAGAAGGUGAGGGAGUGAGGAGGUGAGGGAGUGAUGUAAAAAAUAAGGGACAGAGAGAGAGAGAGAGAGAGAGAGACAGAGAGAGACAGAGAGAGAGAGAGAGACAGAGAGAGAGUGAGAGAGAGAGAGAGAGAGACAGAGAGAGAGAGAGAGAGAGAGACAGAGUGCUUCUGUCACCAACCAAGGAGGGCCUACAGCAGCACCUAGAUCUUCUGCACAGAUUCUGUCAGACCUGGGCCCUGACAGUAAAUCUCAGUAAGACAAAAAUAAUGGUGUUCCAAAAAAGGUCCAGUUGCCAGGACCACAAAUACAAAUUCCAUCUAGACACCGUUGCCCUAGAGCACACAAAAAACUAUACAUACCUCGGCCUAAACAUCAGCGCCACAGGUAACUUCCACAAAGCUGUGAACGAUCUGAGAGACAAGGCAAGAAGGGCCUUCUAUGCCAUCAAAAGGAACAUAAAAUUUGACAUACCAAUUAGGAUCUGGCUAAAAAUACUUGAAUCAGUUAUAGAACCCAUUGCCCUUUAUGGUUCUGAGGUCUGGGGUCCGCUCACCAACCAAGAAUUCACAAAAUGGGACAAACACCAAAUUGAGACUCUGCAUGCAGAAUUCUGCAAAAACAUCCUCCGUGUACAACGUAAAACACCAAAUAAUGCAUGCAGAGCAGAAUUAGGCCAAUACCCCGCUAAUUAUCAAAAUCCAGAAAAGAGCCGUUAAAUUCUAUAACCACUUAAAAGGAAGCGAUUCCCAAACCUUCCAUAACAAAGCCAUCACCUACAGAGAGAUGAACUUGGAGAAGAGUCCCCUAAGUAAGCUUGUCCUGGGGCUCUGUUCACAAACACAAACAGACCCCACACAGCCCCAGGACAACAACAACAACAACACAACUAGACCAAACCAAAUCAUGAGAAAACAAAAAGAGAAUUACUUGACACAUUGGAAAGAACAAACAAAAAAACAGAGCAAACUAGAAUGCUAUUUGGCCCUAAACAGAGAGUACACAGUGGCAGAAUACUUGACCACUGUGACUGACCCAAACUUAAGGAAAGCUUUGACUGUGUACAGACUCAGUGAGCAUAGCCUUGCUAUUGAGAAAGGCCGCCGUAGGCAGACCUGGCUCUCAAGAGAAGACAGGCUAUGUGCACACUGCCCACAAAAUGAGGUGGAAACUGAGCUGCACUUCCUAACCUCCUGCCAAAUGUAUGACCAUAUUAGAGACACAUAUUUCCCUCAGAUUACAGCGAUCCACAAAGAAUUCGAAAACAAAUCCAAUUUUGAUAAACUCCCUUAUCUACUGGGUGAAAAACCACAGUGUGCCAUCACAGCUGCAAGAUUUGUGACCUGUUGCCACAAGAAAAGGGCAACCAGUGAAGAACAAACACCAUUGUAAAUACAACCCAUAUUUAUGUUCAUUUAUUUUCCCAUUUGUACUUUAACUAUUUGCACAUUGUUACAACACUGUAUAUAUACAUAAUAUGACAUUUGAAAUGUCUUUAUUCUUUUGGAACCUCUGAGUGUAAUGUUUACUGUUAAUAUUUAUUGUUUAUUUCACUUUUGUUUACUAUCUACUUCACUUGCUUUGGCAAUGUUAACAUACGUUUCCCAUGCCAAUAAAGCCCUUAAAUUGAAAUUGAAAUUGAAAUUGAGAGACAGAGACAUACAUAAAGAGUUUGAGAGAGGUUGGGUAAAAAAGACAGCUUGAUUGUCCAUGAUGUGUCACAUUAUGUGUUGCCUAUCUGGUCAGAAACCUGAAACAUGUUAGAACACUGAAACAGAUCAGAACACUAAAACGUGGUCAGUCACCUGCUCUUUCCUCUCAGCAUCUUGCCUUGUUUCUCUCUCCCCUCUCUCUUUCUCUCCCUCUCUCUUUCUCCAUUUCUCACUCUCUCCUCCCUCCCCCUCCCCCUCCCCCCCCCUCUAACCUUUUCCUCUUCCCCUCCCUCCCUCCCUCCCUCCCUCCCUCCCUCCCUCCCUCCCUCCCUCCCUCCCUCCCUACCUCCCUACCUCUUUUCCUAUCAGACGUAGCUGUAGGCAUCAAUAGCAUCUAUCUAGUGUCUCAGUCUGAAGCAUCACAGCUCUCUCAACACUUAAGCUCCUCUCAUCUCCCAUCUUCCUGGCUCUCCCUGACAACUCUAUUCCCCAAGGCCUUCUUCUUUCCACAACAUUACUGAGCCAGACGAGCAUGAAACAUGCAAAUGAGCCAAACGCAGGUUUGGUUCCUCAGUACAGGGAGAGAAGACAAUGUUAGCUAACUGUCCCCGCUGGUCUGUAUACUACCUGCCUGCCUGCCUGGCUGGCAUAUUUAUAUCAUGGAGGUAGAACAGAGAGCUGCUGCCUGGGAGAUAUGUACACAGUUUGCCUUUGGCUCAAUAGUGGAGAUGGUUUACUUUUAAACCAUUUAGAUAUUUAUCUGAGAUUCUUUACUACAGUAUCAGGUAAGGUUGCACUGCUGAUAGUCACCUAAUAGCAUUUUUUGUCUGUCUGUCUGUCUGUCUGUCUCUCUCUCUCGCUCUCUCGCUCUCCAUACUGUGGGCUACAUAUCCUCACUAUGUGAUUAUUGUAGUUAUUGUUCAAUCUAAAUCCCCUUUCUCUCCUGUAGGUUUAUGUACUGGUCUGACUGGGGGACCCAGGCAAAGAUAGAGAAGGCUGGCAUGAACGGAGUGGACCGCCAGGUACUGGUGUCAGAGAGGAUCGAGUGGCCCAACGGAAUCACUCUGGGUAAGACUGGCACUGGGGAGAGCGGGAGGGAAUGAGGGAGAGAGAGGUACAUUUUUGUUUAUUUCACUUUUGUUUAUUAUCUACUUCACUUGCUUUGGCAAUGUUAACAUAUGUUUCCCAUGCCAAUAAAGCCCUUAAAUUGAAUUGAAAUUUAAAUUGAGAGGGAGGGAUGUAGGGAAGGAAGGAAUGAGGGAGAGCUACAUGAUGAUAUUACAGAUACAGAGAAAGGCUGAAGGGAAAGGAAGACACAGAGAGAGGUGAGAAGCGAAAAGAGAGAAAGAAAGAAAACAUUGUAAAACAACCAUUUCUGUCACAUAGUUGUGAGUCAGUCAGUCAGUCAGUGUGGCUCUGUCAUCAGUCAGCCUGUAGUUUGUUAUUUCAGCAGAGCUGUGAAUGAAGCGGCCCCAGCUGUGUCAUCAAUACCCCAAUCAUCCUCCCCUCCAUCCCUCCAUCCUUCCAUCCCUCCACCCCUCCAUCCCUCCACCCUUCCAUCCCUCCACCCCUCCAUCCCUCCACCCUUCCAUCCCUCCACCCCUCCAUUCCUCCAUCCUUCCAUCCCUCCACCCCUCCAUCCCUCCAUCCUUCCAUCCCUCCACCCCUCCAUCCCUCCACCCUUCCAUCCCUCCACCCUUCCAUCCCUCCACCCCUCCAUCCCUCCACCCUUCCAUCCCUCCACCCUUCCAUCCCUCCACCCCUCCAUCCCUCCACCCUUCCAUCCCUCCACCCUUCCACCCCUCCAUCCCUCCAUCCUUCCAUCCCUCCACCCUUCCAUCCCAACAACAGAGCAGAGAGAGAGAGAACAACAGAGCAGAGAGAGAGAACAACAGAGCAGAGAGAGAGAGAGAACAACAGCAGAGAGAGAACAACAGAGAGAGAGAACAACAGAGCAGAGAGAGAGUACAACAGAGCAGAGAGAGAGAACAACAGAGCAGAGAGAGAGAGAGACAAACAGCAGAGAGAGAACAACAGAGAGAGAGAACAACAGAGCAGAGAGAGAGUACAACAGAGCAGAGAGAGAGAACAACAGAGCAGAGAGAGAGAGAGAACAACAGAGCAGAGAGAGAGAGAACAACAGAGCAGAGAGAGAGAGAGUGAGAACAACAGAGCAGAGAGAGAGAACAACAGAGCAGAGAGAGAGAGAACAACAGAGCAGAGAGAGAGAGAGAGAACAACAGAGCAGAGAGAGAGAGAACAACCGAGCAGAGAGAGAGAACAACAGAGCAGAGAGAGCGAGAACACAGAGGCAAGAGAGAGAACAACAAGCAGAGAGGGAGACAACAGAGCAUAGAGAGAGAGAACAACAGAGCAGAGAGAGAGAGAACAACAGAGCAGAGAGAGAGAACAACAGAGCAGAGAGAGGGAGAACAACAGAGCAGAGAGAGAGAGAACAGCAGAGAGAGCGAGAGACAUCAGAGAGAGAACGACAGAGCAGAGAGAGAGAGACAUCAGAGAGAGAGAGACAGAGAUAGAACGACAGAGCAGAGAGAGAGAACGACAGAGCAGAGAGAGAGAGAGAACAACAGAGCAGAGAGAGAGAGACAUCAGCGAGAGAGAGACAGAGAGAGAACGACAGAGCAGAGAGAGAGAGAGAGACAUCAGAGAGAACAACAGAGCAGAGAGAGAGAGAGAGAUAACAACAGCAGAGAGAGAGAACAACAGAGCAGAGAGAGAGAGAUAACAACAGCAGAGAGAGAGAACAACAGAGCAGAGAGAGAGAGAGAAGGGUGUGGAAUUGAGGUGUCGCUAGCUAAGGCUACAUCUGUAUGAAAACAAGUUAUGUUGAGAGUUAGAGGAGCGUGAGAGAGAGAGAAAAUAACACUGGCUGGCUAAUUUUGUUUCUCAAAAAAAAAAAAAAGGGAUUAUUUUCCCCUUUUCAUCAAUUUCACAGCCAGCAGGCAGACAGAGCAGAGUAGAAUGGUUGAUUGUAUGAGUGGCUGAGUGGAGAAAGGUGAGGUUGUGAAUGAAUAAAGCACCGCUGUUACCUGAUUGACUCCCUACAGCUGUGUUAUUACAUCAAUAUUUACUUUGCCGACCUGCUUAUUCACUUCCAAAACAGUUGAUCUAGCUAGCCUUAUUAACUGCACACCUACACACACUCGAUUGACAUAGCUUGAUAUUAGCUUGAGGUCAGGUUAGGUUAAGUGCCAGGCUCAGGGGACUUUUUGUAGUAUUCCCCAUCUGGAGAUUGAACCAGCAACCUUCUGAUCGCUAUUGUAUUGUCCAAUUGGAGGGCAUGGCUGACAAAGAGGAUUGAUGUUCUACUGGACCAGAACCAUCAAACUCUCUGUCUAGACCUUUUCUCAUUAACUUCUGAAGAAGUGUUGUACCGUACAUUAACCUGACCUCCCUCGCUCUCUCCUCUCCAUUCCAUUCCUCUCUUUCUCUCUCUUUCUCCCCACCUAUCUCCCUCUCUCUCUCCCUUACUUAUUCUCUCCCUCCCCCUCUCUCCCUUCCCUCUCCCCCUCUCUCAUCCCCUUUCUCUCUCUCCCUCUCACUUCUCUCUCACUCCCUCUCUCUCCCUAUCUCAGACCUAUCCAACAGGCGUCUGUACUGGGUGGACUCUAAGCUGCACUUGCUCUCCAGCAUCGACCUGAACGGUGACAACCGUAAAGUGCUGCUCUUUUCCCAGGACCACCUGGGGCACCCCUUUGCUCUCACCGUCUUCGAGGUAAAGAGGGAAGAGACAUGGGAGGAGUAGGAGGGGGUGAAGGGUGGGAGGCACAGAGGAGGGAUGAGGGGGGAGGAGCAGGAUGGGAUGGAGAGUAAGGGAGAGAUGGGGGAGGAGGGGAGAUGAGCAGGAGGAGGUGGAGAUGAGCAGGAGGAGGUGGAGAGUGAGGGGGAGAUGGGGGAGGAGGGUGGAGGAGUAGGAGGGGGUGGAGGGAGAGAUGGGCGAGGCAUCGAGUCACAGCUGUAAAAGGGUGAGAUUGGUAAGGAGGAAGGGGAGAGGCCAGAGAAGGGAGUAGGGGUUGACAGCCACAGGGAGAGGGAGGAGGGGGAGAGUGUGGGAGGCACCGGGUCACAGAGGGGGGAGGAGUAGGGAGUGGAAGGAAUCGGGUCACAGAGGGGGAGGAGGGGGGAAAGUAAUCUGGUCCCAGGUGGAGAAGGGAGAGUGUCAGAGGGGUAAGCAGGGAGGGCACAGUGGUGUGAGACUGUGACAUGCUACAGGUAGUGUCUUUCAACAGCUGCCGUGUCAAUGCCACAGGAAAAGCCUCUAUGAGUCAGGCAUGGUAGAAUAGUGGUGUACAGAAUCAAUAGAGGGAGGGAGAUGACCAAUAAGAACUAAAGGAAGUAAUAAUGGGUAAUGCAGAGUCAGAGGAUUGGAUGAGAUAACAGAGCUCUGGCUGCUCUAAGGACUACCAGUAGAUCAGUGGUAAUAUGGUAGGGGUGCACACAGAGGGGGACCUGGGGACAUUCAGAGAGACCACUGUCCCAGGCUCUGUGGGGCAGCAGUUAUAACACUCAGAGUAACACACUCUAGAGCCUUGAAACUUAACUCUGGACCUCGAAGCCAGUUCCACUGCAUUUUUUCAUUGUUCCCCUCUAAUCAGGGACUGAUUUAGACCUGGGAUACCAGGUGUGUGCAAUUAAUUAUCAGGUAGAACAGAAAACCAGGAGGCUCCGGACCUCGUAGGGUAAGAGUUGAGUACCCCUGGUAUAGAUGAAUGGCCUCCAGCGCUGUGUUCAUUCUGCAGUAGCUAGCCAGGACCCAGACUUCACAGUUCCUGUGGGUGGCCAGACCAGGCCAUGGUCUUCAGUACCGCAGGGCCGUGGAGGAUGGAGGGGUAGAGGGGUCAUACAUCACAGCCUAGCCCCCUGACAGGCCCCCCGACAGGGCAGGAUUCUCCACACGACCCCCCCCCCCGCCCACCUCCACUCUCCUCCCUGGGGCCUGUGGCCAGGUGUUGGAAACAGGAAACAAUGUUUUUCCACCCAUCUUAGUUUUAUUGCUGUCUGCUUGGCCGGAGGGAGGGAGUGGGCUGGGCUGGAGAGAGGGAGUGGGCUGGGCUGGAGAGGGGGAGGGAGGGAGUGGGCUGGGCUGGAGGGAGGGAGUGGGCUGGGCUGGAGGGAGGGAGUGGAGUGGGGCUGGGCUGGAGGGAGGGAGUGGAGUGGGCUGGGCUGGAGGGAGGGAGGGAGUGGGCUGGGCUAGAGAGAGGGAGUGGGCUGGGCUGGAGAAGGGGAGUGGGCUGGGCUGGAGAGAGGGAGUGGGCUGGGCUGGAGGGAGGGGGUAGGGGAGGUGAGGGGAGGGAGUGGGCUGGGCUGGAGGGAGGGAGUGGGCUGGGCUGGAGGGAGGGAGGGGAGUGGGCUGGGCUGGGAGGGAGGGAGGGAGUGGCUGGUGCUAGAGAGAGGGAGUGGGCUGGGCUGGAGGGAGGGAGGGAGUAGGCUGGGCUGGAGAGGGGGAGGGAGGGAGUGGGCUGGGCUGGAGGGAGGGAGGGAGUGGGGCCGGAGGGAGGGAGGGAGUGGGCUGGGCUAGAGAGAGGGAGUGGGCUGGGCUGGGGAGGUAGUAGGGCUGGGCUGGAGAGGUAGUAGGCCUGGGCUGGAGAGAAGCAGUGGCGCUGGGGGGAGGGAGUGGGGCUGAGAGAGGUUACUGUAGAGUACAGACUUGAAUUGGAUGGGCUUUGAGGGACUGAUAUCGGGGCUGACUCUGUGUAGAUGGGCUGUGAGGGACUGAUAUCGGGGCUGACUGAGUAGAUGGGCUGUGAGGGACUGAUAUCGGGGCUGACUCUGUGUAGAUGGGCUGUGAUAGGGACUGAUAUCGGGGCUGACUCUGAGUAGAUGGGCUGUGAUAGGGACUGAUAUCGGGGCUGACUCUGAGUAGAUGGGCUGUGAUAGGGACUGAUAUCGGGACUGACUGAGUAGAUGGGUUGUGAUAGGGACUGAUAUCGGGGCUGACUCUGAGUAGAUGGGCUGUGAGAGGACUUGUAUUUUGGGGCUGACUCUGAGUAGAUGGAGUACGAAUGACUGAGAGGGCUGAGCAGAAAGUUAGACAGGAUAGAGUGAGGAACUGACAGGUGUUGUGCGGGGGUGGAUUGGAGAGAAUGUAAGGGACUGGCAGAUGAGUGCAAUACCUCUUCCUAAUUUGCUAUUGUGGGUGUGUGAGUGCACUCCUGGUCUAAACAGCUUACUUGAAAGAACCCGUAACCCUCCAGGCUUAUACUUAACUUUCAUCUAGCUGACACCCUGCACAAUGGAUAUCAGCCCUACCUUACAGCUCAUUGCACCUUUCCUAUAGGGACUAAAGUCAUGUAAUGAGUGGACAGGUGUGAGUAGAGCUGAGCUGAUCCAGGACCAGUGUUGAAAGGUGGAGUGUCAGGGUAGGUAGUGUUAAGGGCUGAUCAGGGUUAAGAGCCUGGGAGAUAUGGCCGUCUCAGGGUUUAAGCCUGAAGACAUGAAACCCCCCUUGAUCCCCUUUUUAAAAGGGGGGUUCCCCUUUUAAAGGGCUGCAAUGAAUUUUAAACCGGAAUAAAUUAUUGGGGGGAAAAGGGGGGGGGGGGGUUUUUUUUUGGGGGUUUUGGGGGGCGUUUUUGGGGGUUGGGGGCGGCUUUUAGGGAGGGGGGUGGGGUUGUGGUGUUUUGGGGGUGGUUUUGGGCGGGGGGGGGGGGGCUUUCUCCGGGGGGUGGUGCCGGGCGGCCCGGCCCGGGCUUUCCCCGGGGGGGGCCCCCCGGGGCGGGUGGGGGCGGGGGUGGGGGCGGGCCGGGGUCCGGCGUGCGGGGGCGGCUGCGGGGGGCCCCCCGCUCGGGCCGGCGCGGGGGGUUUCCCCCGGGGGGGGGGUGCGUGCUCUGCGUCGUGCUUGGGGGCGGGCCGGGGGGCGUCCGCGGGUUUUGCCGGCCGGGCGCGGUGUGCGGUGGGGGGGCGGCGUCCGGGCGGGCGGGGGGGGGGGCGGGCGUGGGGUGGGCGGGGGGGGGCGCUGGCGGGGUGCCGGGCGGGCGGGCCUGCCGGGGCGGGUGCCCCCGGGCUCCCGCGGGGGGGUGCCCCUGGGAAGGUUAUUAUCCUGGGGAUUUGUUUUUUAUGCUUUUAAAAAGGUUAUUAAAAUCGAUCUCGAGAGAGGGAGGUUAGAGGAGAGAGGGAUGGAAAGAAAGGGGAUCUAUCUCUCGAUCCAUCUCUCUCUCUGUCUAUCUCUCUAUCACAAUCUCUCUCUUCUAUCUUCUCCUCCCUGUCUAUCUGUUCGUCUAUCUCGUCUAUCUCUCCUGUCUCUUUGUUUCUCUCUCCCCUCACUCCCCUUCUCUCUCUCUUCCCCCUUCUCUCUUCCUCGCUGCUGCUGUCUGUCAUCUCUCCUCUCUCUCUAAUUUUCUUCCUCCUUUUAUCUCUCUGUCUAUCUGUCUCUGUCGCUCUCUGUCUAUCUCUGUCUAUCCCCUUUUUCUUUCUCUGUUCUCUCUGCCCCUCUCUCUGCUCUGUUCUCUCUACUCUUUUCCCAAUAUCUCUCUUGUCUAUCUCCCGCCCAACCUCUCUCUCUGCCCCUCUCUCAAUCACGAUCUCUCUCUGUCUAUCUCUCUAUCACAAUCUCUCUCUGUCUAUCUCUCGAUUACGAUCUCUCUCUGUCUAUCUCCUAUCACAAUCUCUCUCUGUCUAUCUCUCGACUGUCCCUCUCCUUUUUCCUUUCCUCCCCUCUCGGGGUCCUCUUUUCGAUCACAAUCUCCCCUCUCUACAGAGCUCUCUCUGUCUCUCUCGAUCAUAAUCGCUCUCUGUCUAUCUCUCGAUCACUAUCUCUCUCUCAACUAUCCGAUUCUUUCUCUGUCUCAAUCUAUCUCUCUAUCUCUUUCCAUCUCUGUUUUUCAUGGUAGCAGAUGGAUCUGAGGUUGGCGUAGCAACCGUGGAUCUAUCACCUCAUCCUCCGCUCAUGCUGCUAUUUUAUCACUGGGGGCAGGCUGAGGGAGCAGCGAAAGAAAGAGAGAAGGGGGAGAUAGAGAAGAGAAAAGAGGGGAUGAUCUAAUUAUAACGUUUUCUCCCCUUUCGUUUUUUACUCAAUCUUCCUCUCUUCUCCCCCUCUUCCUUUUUCUCUCUCUCCUUUCUCUCUCUUCGCUCUCCCCCUCUCCCUCGCUCUUCCCUCUCCAUCUUUCCCCCUCUCUCUCUUUCCUCCCUUCUCCUUCCCCGUUUUUCCCCUUUUUUUUUCUACGGGGUUGGCCUGCUGCGAAUGUAUCCCCCCUGGUUCUCUUGUAGCAAGCCAUUACAUUGUGUUAAAUGUACUGAUGGAGGUCAAUGUCAGCCACUGGUGUUCCCUUAUACCUAUUGUAAAGGACCUCCAUCAGGGUCUGGUAGCUCCACAAAGUGUGAUAGGCUACUUAAGACUGUAGAUUUUGGUGGGUGCACUAUACAAAACUCAAGCCUACUUUCCCGAUGUCCUCAGGAUGUGGUUAGACGGCCAAUUUCGAAGUCACUCUUGAGCGAUCUGCCUGUGUAUUGACAGUGACAACAAUGACACCCCCUCUGUCUGCAGGCUUUGUAACAACAUAUAUAUUAUUCUCCAGCUCACUUACUGUACUGCCAUCAUUUGAUAUGACACAGCUUCCUGUCUCGCUGCCUCACACAUCAUAGAAAACAACUGCUUAUGUGUUGUGGGUUGAGGACUGAACCAUUGCCAUGUCUCCCUGCAGGACCGUGUGUACUGGACAGACCUGGAGGAUGAGGCUAUCUACAGCGCUAACAGGCUAACAGGACAUGAUGUGGCUACGCUAGCAGAACACCUAAAUAACCCUCUAGAUGUUGUCGUGUUCCACGAACUACGCCAACCCAAAGGUGAGAGACAUAUACACACACACAUACAUGCUCAUACGCAUACACACAGUAUUUAUUUUGUAGUGUUUUUCUUUAUAGAUCACUGGAACACUACCUGUAUGUUAUUUUGCCUGAGAGAAAUGGGUCAAGUGUCAAUAUUAAUGUGUAUGUCUGUCUGCAACACUGGAAAAUACACUAUAUAUACAAAAGUAUGUGUUCACCCCUUCAAAUUAGUGGAUUCGGCUAUUUCAGCCACACCUGUUGCUGACUGGUGUAUAAAAUCGAGCACACAGCCAUGCAAUCUACAUAGACAAACAUUGGCAGUAGAAUGGCCUUACUGAAGAGCUCAGUGACUUUCAACGUGGCACCGUCAUAGGAUGCCACCUUUCCAACAAGUCAGUUCGUCAAAUUUCUGCCCUGCUAGAGCUGCCCCGGUCAGCAUAGGAACUGUUCGUAGGGAGCUUCAUGAAAUGGGUUUCCAUGGCCGAGCAGCCGCACACAAGCCUAAAAUCACCAUGCGCAAUGCCAAGCGUCGGCUGGAGGGGUGUAAAGCUCGCCGCCAUUGGACUCUGGAGCAGUGGAAACGCGUUCUCUAGAGUGAUGAAUCACGCUUCACCAUCUGAAGGUCCAACGGACAAAUCUGGGUUUGGCGGAUGCCAGGAGAACGCUACCUGCCCAAUGCAUAGGGCCAACUGUAAAGUUUGGUGGAGGAGGAAUAAUGGUCUGGGGCUGUUUUUCAUGGUUUGGGUUAGGCCCCUUAGUUCCAGUGAAGGGAAAUCUUAACGCUACAGCAUACAAUGACAUUCUAGACGAUUCUGUGCUUCCAACUUUGUGGCAACAGUUUGGGGAAGGCCCAUUCCUGUUUCAGCAUGACAAUGCCCUCAUGCACAAAGCAAUGUCCAUACAGAAAUGGCUUGUCGAGAUCGGUGUGGAAGAACUUGACUGGCCUGCACAGAGCCCUGACCUCAACCCCAUCGAACAACUUCGGGGUGAAUUAGAAUGCCGACUAUGAGCCAGGCCUAAUCGCCCAACAUCAGUGCCCGACCUCACUAACGCUCUUGUGGCUGAAUGGAAGCAAGUCCCCGCAGCAAUGUUCCAAAAUCUAGUGGAAAGCCUUCCCAGAAGAGUGGAGGCUGUUAUAGCAGCAAAGGGGGGACCAACUGAAUAUUAAUGCCCAUGAUUUUAAAAUGAGAUGUUCAACAAACAGGUGUCCACAUACUUUUAGUCAUGUAGUGUAUAUAUGCAUCCUCUCGUGGUGUGUCUGUGUGUGUAUCCAAGCCCCUGUGUGUGCACACGGGUGUGUGUCCGUGCGCGCGUGUGUGUGUCUGCAUGCAGGAGUGUCUGCAGAAGUGUGUGAGCAUUGUGUUUUGGUCCUUUGUUUUCCGUCUCAGUCAGAGCCGGUGUUGUCUCAGUGCCACUAGAGUGGAGCUGAUUACAGUCUCUCAUUAAUAAAGAGCACUACUAAUAAAAUAUUAAUCAAAGAAAUAUAUGAAUGAAAUAGUGCUGCGGAGUUAGCCUGCAUCCCAAAUGUCACCCCAUUCCCUACAUUUUGCCCUGGUCAAAAGUAGUGCACUAUAUAGGGAAUAGGGUGCCAUUCUCUGGUCUAAAGUAGUGCACUAUAUAGGGAAUAGGGUGCCAUUUGAGACACAAUCUUAGUUUCAAAUAUCUCCAAGGUGAAAUAUUAAUCAUAGUGCUACCUCUGCAGGUUUCAAGAAGAUGUGGUUCAUUACCCUAUUCUCUCUCUCUCUCUGUCAGUCGCUCUCUAUCAGUCUCUCUCUUUCUGUCUGUCUCUCUCUGUCUCUAUCUCUCUGUCUCUCUCUCUCUCGCUGUCCCUCUGUCUCUCUUUCUCUAUCCUCAGUAUUUCUAUCUCUCUCCUAUGUUUCUCUCUCAAUAUCUCUCUCGCUAUCACUCUCUCUCUUUUAAGAAUAACUAUUUUCAAAACCCAUAGCGAAAGGUCAUUCAAUGAACAACAGCACAAUACCCCUACAGUUUUUAUGUCCCCAACUCUGAAGAGGAGAUGGGGUAGAGGAGGCCAAUCCUAAGGAAUGGGAUAUGUGCUGUUAUACAAGAGGAUGCUGCAAACCCUGGCUUCAUUUUAAAUGGUUAUAUUUCCAUAUCCUGUGAGAAGAUCCCAUUCUGUUCUAAGGCUUUUUAAAUCUCCACAGUUCAGGAAGACUUUUCUUUUCUUUCUUCCUCAGCUUCUCUUUUUUUUUCUUUUUUUUUGUGUCUGUGUGAACUGAACUUUGAAGCUAGCUGAGUUUCUGUGGUAGUGAUAUGUCUGUCUCUAGAAGAACUGAGGGGAGAGGAGUAUUGCAACUUCUCUGCAGGGUUUGCAGCAUCCUCUUGUAUAACAGCACAUAUCCCAUUCCUUAGGAUCGGCCUCCUCUACCCCAUCUCCUCUUCAGAGUUGGGGACAUAAAAACUGUUUCACUAGUCCGUUUUAGACCUAGCGAGGUGUGCACAGCCUUUUGGGGUUGGAAGGAGGGAAGGGAUAUGUUUUGUAAUGUACCUUAGCGGGUUUUUGGGCAUAAUAUUUCUUAGCGGGUUUUUGGGCAUAAUAUUUCAUCUUAUUUUUAUGCAUAGCUGCUAAGUAGGAAACAUAGAGAGGAUGUCUUUGUACCGUAACAAUAAUGUUUAGUCAAUGAGUGUUAUAAAUACAGUGGGGAGAACAAGUAUCUGAUACACUGCCGAUUUUGCAGGUUUUCCUACUUACAAAGCAUGUAGAGGUCUGUAAUUUUUAUCAUAGGUACACUUCAACUGUGAGAGACGGAAUCUAAAACAAACAUCCAGAAAAUCACAUUGUAUGAUUUUAAGUAAUUAAUUUGCAUUUUAUUGCAUGACAUAAGUAUUUGAUAAAUCAGAAAAGCAGAACAUAAUAUUUGGUACAGAAACCUUUGUUUGCAAUUACAGAGAUCAUACGUUUCCUGUAGGUCUUGACCAGGUUUGCACACACUGCAGCAGGGAUUUGGCCCACUCCUCCAUACAGACCUUCUCCAAUGUGAUUUUCUGGAUUUUUGUUUUAGAUUCCGUCUCUCACAGUUGAAGUGUACCUAAGAUAAAAAAUUACAGACCUCUACAUGCUUUGUAAGUAGGAAAACCUGCAAAACCGGCAGUGUAUCAAAUACUUGUUCUCCCCACUGUACAUGUUGAGUGCCUGAGUCAUAUUACUUGUGUUAUGACACAUUAUGUUACUGUUACACAUACUAAUGGUUGAUAUGUCUCUGCUGUGUCUUCCUGUCUAGCUCCAGACAGCUG
Messenger RNA from Coregonus sp. 'balchen', 19107 nucleotides. The record is from the annotation of a GenBank genome assembly. NCBI's taxonomy places the organism in Eukaryota, Metazoa, Chordata, Actinopteri, Salmoniformes, Salmonidae.